AUGAGUCGAACACCGAUUUACUUUUUGAGUCAUGGGGGUCCGAAUGUCAUGUACCAGACGGACCACCCGGCGUACAAGAAGCUGGGGCAGAUCGGGAAGGAGAUUACGACUAAGGUGAAGCCAAAGGCUGUGGUGGUUUUCUCGGCGCAUUGGCAGGCGGGCAGGGAUACGAUUCAGGUUAAUACGGCUGAGAUUACGGAUUUGAUUUAUGAUUUCUACGGUUUCCCCAGCCAUUUUUACAAGGAGAAGUAUCCCAAUGUGGGCAGCAGGGAGGUUGCGAAUAAGGUGCUUGAUCUGCUCGGGAAAGCGGGGAUUAAGGCGGAAGGUGUGAAAAGAGGCUUGGAUCACGGCGUGUGGGCGAGUUUUAAGUGUGCGUUCGAGCCUGAGUCGAACCCGUUGAACGUGCCCAUUGUGCAGGUUUCACUGUUCAAGAAUGAAGAUCCUGUCGCGCAUUACCGGCUCGGACAGGCCGUGUCUAGCCUUCGCGAUGAAAAUAUCCUCAUCAUCGUCUCCGGCAUGGCAGUCCACAACCUGCGCGAUCUGUGGUUCUCCAUGAAUGAUUCGCGGCCGUUGCCGUACACCACCAGCUUCGACGAGGCGUUGAAGAAAGCUGCCACGGCUCCCCCGGCGGAGAGAGAACAGGCUCUGACGGAUUUGUUGAAAAGACCCGAUGCUCGGCAGGCACACCCGACUUUUGACCAUCUCCUUCCCAUUCACGUUGGCGCCGGAGCUGCAGGAGAUGAUGUCGGCAAGAGGCUGUGGACGAUGGGUGAGGGCAGUAUGAGCUGGGCGCAGUUUAGAUUCGGUCAGGUAGCCAACAGUAGUAGUUCUCUGUGA
Messenger RNA from Aspergillus oryzae RIB40, 837 nucleotides. Its product is annotated as DODA-type extradiol aromatic ring-opening family dioxygenase. The transcript has 4 exons. Gene Ontology annotation, molecular function: oxidoreductase activity, acting on single donors with incorporation of molecular oxygen; zinc ion binding; ferrous iron binding. The record is from RefSeq and is a predicted model, not a curated record. The coding region runs from base 1 to 837 and encodes 278 amino acids. Lineage: Eukaryota; Fungi; Ascomycota; Eurotiomycetes; Eurotiales; Aspergillaceae.